GUUCGGAUGGCCAAAGAUAUUGGUCUCCAUCAAUCACAACAAUUCCAUCCGCCCUCUUCUAAUUCCACCCCUUUGCCUUCCUUAUACGCCCAUCAAACAGUGGCAUUCGUUCUUUUUACUCUUCACUGUCACACUACUAGCAACUUAAUUCUUUAUAUCCCCUGAGGAACCUCCAACCUCACCAUGCUCAACGUUUACAGAAGAGGCGCUGCCUCGCUGUGCAGAGUUGUCCAGAGUUCGCCGAGAAGCGCACUCCCAUUCUCGCGCACCUCAGUCUUUGCCUCCAAGUCGAUUCAAAUAUCGAAAACUGCCAUUGCAGCGAGAUUUCUUCACGCCCAGCCUGCGACUCGCUACUUCCACAACGACCAAGAGCAAGUCUUUGAUCCCAAAGAUGACAUUAUCGCGAGGUCAAACGAAGAUAUCGAGAUUAUCACAAAGUUCCAGGAACUUGCGGAUAGAGGACAUGUCCACCCAGCGAUUAUCAAAGAAAUUACGGACACAAUGGGCCAUGAUACCAUGACUGAUGUGCAACAACUGACAAUUGCCGAGACCCUGAAGGGAACAGACGUUAUUGCGCAAGCAAGGACAGGUACCGGCAAGACUCUAGGAUUCCUCAUUCCCGUUUUACAGAACAUCUUGAAGACCAGCCCGGAACUUGCGGAUCAGGGUCAGGAUCAGAGCAUGCGCGGUUCCAGAUCCACAGCUUCGGAUAUUCGUGCAAUUGUCAUGUCACCUACCCGUGAGCUUGCUGAGCAACUCGCCGUCGAGGCCCAGAAGCUCUGCAGAGGCACCAACAUCAAGGUUCAGGUCGCAGUUGGUGGAAGCAACAAGAAGGCGAUGCUGAACCAAAUGCAGCGUCAGGGAUGCCAUUUGCUUGUGGCCACUCCAGGACGUCUCCACGAUCUCCUGACCGAUCCAUACAGCAGGGUUUCGGCGCCUAAUCUCAAGGCCGUUGUCCUUGAUGAGGCUGAUCGCUUGUUGGACCAAGGUUUUUCCAAAGAUAUCGAAGCCAUUAUCAACCUUCUUCCAAACAGAAAUAUCACGGAUCGUCAGACUCUUCUCUUUUCCGCCACUGUACCGCGCGAGGUGAUGAGCCUUGUGAGGAGCACAUUGAAGCCCGGCUUCCAGUUCGUGCAGACGGUCAAGAGCGAUGAGGUGCCAACCCACGAAAGGAUUCCCCAACACGUUGUUUCGUGCAAGGGCUUCGAAAACGUUGCGCCUGCCCUCGUUGAGAUCUGCACAAAGGAGAUCGCAAAGGUCGCGCAAGACCCAACCCAACCUCCAUUCAAAGCAAUUGUCUACUUGCCAUCAACUGCAAACGUCACGCUCUACGCUGGCAUUCUCGGGUCCCUCAGCCAAUCCGAUAACGCUCUUUACGGCACUCACCCGCUUCACCCAGCUGAGGUUUCGGCGAUGCACGGCAAGCUUACUCAACAGCAGCGUACUCGCGUCUCGGAUCGCUUCCGUCGCGCUAAGUCCGCCAUUAUGGUCUCCUCCGAUGUUACCGCUCGCGGUAUGGACUUCCCCAAUGUCACUCACGUCAUCCAAAUCGGUGUUCCCCCCAACCGUGACCAGUACAUCCAUCGUGUUGGACGUACCGGUCGUGGCGACAAGGGCGGAGUGGGUUACGCACUAUUCACCGAUAUCGAGAUGAACCUGGCUCGCCGCAUACUCAACGGUCUGCCUAUCAAGCCUGAUACCACGAUUGAGACUUCCCGGAUCGACAUGACCAAGGAUGCCCAGCUUGGAGCUGAUGCAGCACAGAUUCUUGUCCAGGUCGGCGAGGCUACCAAGCGUGUUUCAAGGUUCGAUAAAAUCGCUGCCUUCCAGGCGGCACUCGGCUCGCUCCAAUCUAUCUCCGACAAGCAGGGCCUGAUGGAUGGCUUAUACCAGUGGACCCGCUACGGAUGGGGCUUUGACUCCCCACCAUCGAUUGGUCACGGCCUUGCAAGCAAGCUGGGUCUGAGCAGAGUUACGGGAUUAGUUUUUGGCCACAACUCGCUUGAUGAUGAGCCUUCACCAAGAAAUACGGACUUUGGAGGCAGGUCCGGAGGGUUCGGCCGUGGUGGUGGUGGCGGCUUCAGAGGACGCAGCUCUGGUGGCCGUGGUGGUGGUGGUGGCUUUGGUGGACGAGGCGGCGACCGCGGAGGCUUUGGGGGCCGUGAUGGUGGACGUGAUGGUGGACGUGGCUUUGGAGGUCGCGACGGCGGCUCCUACGGCAGCGAUCGUGGCGGAAGACAGGACCUCGGUGCUUCGUUUUAAGCACCCUGUCUUCUUUAAAGGCGGUUCGAUUCGGAUCCUGUUAUUAUAGAAAUUUUUGUGGAGCCCCGUUGGGUUAUGGGCCCGGUGUACGAUUACCGACGCGUUGUACGAUUUUGGGAAUCUGGGCCGAGAUUGAAGAGCACAGUAUUGUACGUAUCAUAGAAGGGGUGGACGAUUUGGAGGCGCCGGCGUUCUGUAUCUGGCCUCGUUUUAACGCAUAUGGGGGCAUUUGCAGAGCGUUGGGAAGCUUUUUCUUUUAUAUAAACUUGUAUGCGUAGUAUAGUACCGAUAAUUUGAAAACUCUACUUUUUACUAUAU
Pseudogymnoascus destructans is the source of this 2580-nucleotide messenger RNA. RefSeq lists its product as uncharacterized. The transcript is spliced from 2 exons. Gene Ontology annotation, molecular function: ATP binding; nucleic acid binding. The record is from RefSeq and is a predicted model, not a curated record. Lineage: Eukaryota; Fungi; Ascomycota; Leotiomycetes; Thelebolales; Thelebolaceae. Gene Ontology annotation, cellular component: mitochondrion. Bases 184 to 2262 code for a protein of 692 amino acids.